Eimeria maxima is the source of this 1863-nucleotide messenger RNA. Its product is annotated as NOL1/NOP2/sun family domain-containing protein, putative. The record is from RefSeq and is a predicted model, not a curated record. Bases 1 to 1863 code for a protein of 620 amino acids. NCBI's taxonomy places the organism in Eukaryota, Apicomplexa, Conoidasida, Eucoccidiorida, Eimeriidae. The transcript is spliced from 5 exons.
AUGAAGCCGUUAUACAAGCUGCUAUUAAUAAGCAAAGGGGCAGUGAUGAUUAAGGAUUGUUCUCAUCAAUUUCCUUCUCUUAUUAGACGUCCUGGUCUUAAAAAAUUAUUAAAGAAAAUAAAAGAAGUUCCUUUUAAUUAUAAAACAGAUGAAGAUAAAACAGAUGCUGCUGCUGCUGCUGCUGCAGCAGCAGCAGCAGCAGCAGAUGCUGCAGCAGAUGCUGCUGCUGCUGAUGAGGAAGAGGCAGAGGCAGCAGAUGCUGAGCAACGAGAGGGCAUGCAAGGACGAAGAGAUUUAUCUCAGAUGCAAUUGGAUAUGGUUGGCUUAGAUUGGGAUGAACAAACACUUCUUACGCAGCAGCAGCAAAUAAGGCAGCAGCAGCAAAUAAGACAGCAGCAGCAGCAGCAGCAGCAGCAGCAGCAGCAUAUACAACAGCAGCAGCUACAGCAGCAACAGCAACUUGCAAAGACACAAGGAGAGGCUGCAGAGUCACAACCUCACGAUGUAGCAACAACACCAACAACAGCAGCAGCAACACCACCAGCAGCAGCAACACCACCACCAGCAGCAGCAGCAACACCAGCAACACCAGCAGCAGCAACAACAACAGCAGCAGCAGCAGGAGAUAUGAAUUAUAUUGAUGAUAAUUUAACCAUGGAUAUACUGCAGCAAACAAGGGAUUUAUGCCUUGAGGCCCUUGGUCUCCCUCCCUUAUCUGCUGCCAGCCCCAAAACGCAUGCACUUUGCAUGCAACAAUUAUUAAGACAUCUUUAUUUCAGGAGAAAAACUGCUGAUGAUAUAAAUCAAUAUACUGCAGCAACAGCAGCAGCAGCAGCAAAAGCAUCAGCAAAGGCAGCAGAACCAACAGCAGCAGGAGAAGAAGAACCAGCAACAGCACUAUCCUCCUCCUCACCAGCAGCAGCAGAUGCAGCAGCAGAUGCAGCAGCAGAUACAGCAGCAGCAGCAGGAGGAAUUCCUCGUCGUAUAAGUUUUAUAUCUGCAGGUGUCCGUCGUAUAUUGGGGUGUAUAGGCACCUCUAGAUAUAAAAUAAUAAAUAGUGGUUGUUUAUCUAUGCAUUAUAAGGACAAGAAAAAGUUCCGUCUUUCUUUUGCUGCUGCACAAUGGAUUGUUCCUAUCUAUUUAUCUAUUCAGGCUGCUGCUGCUGCUGCUGAUAAUGAUGACGAUGCAGCAGCAGCAGCAACAGCAGCAGCAGCAGCGGGUAAUGCUGCUGCAGCAGAUCCUAGUGAUAGUUGUGUAGCUCUUGCUAAUACAGAUGCAGCAACAGCAGCAACAGCAGCAGAACAACAACCACCACCAACAGCAGCAACAGCAGCAGCAGCAGAAGCAGCAGCAGCAGCAGCAGCAGGAGCAGCAACAGGAAAGAAACGUAUAAUAGAGAUUCCUUUUGAUUUAUUAUAUUAUUUAAUAAAUAAAAAAGAAGAAGAAAAAAGAAUUCCUUAUAAAGAAAUAAUACAAAAAAAAGGAGGAAAUAUAUUAAUUAAUAAUACACAAGAAGGAGCACUUGUUCUUGUUGCACAAUUCAAUAAUAAUAAUAAUAAUACCAGCAGCAGCAGCAGCAACAGCAGCAACAGCAGCAGCAGCAGCAGCAGCAGCAGCAGCAACAGCAGCAGCGAUAGCAGCAAGAUUACAAAUUUUGCGGUUCCUGCAUGGAGAGGAAAACAACAAAUAGAAUUAAUGAUUGAAUUAAAGAUGAAGAAAGCAUUAAGAAAUCUAUUUAGGUGGAUGUACACCCCAGGAGGAGGAGGAGAAGAAGGAGAAGGGGUAGGGGAAGAAGGAAGAGGAGAAGGAGAAGGAGGAGAAGGAGGAGGGGAAGAAGGAAAAGAACAAGAAGAAAAAGAAUAA